Vicia villosa (hairy vetch) is the source of this 777-nucleotide messenger RNA. RefSeq lists its product as uncharacterized. The record is from RefSeq and is a predicted model, not a curated record. The transcript is spliced from 2 exons. NCBI's taxonomy places the organism in Eukaryota, Viridiplantae, Streptophyta, Magnoliopsida, Fabales, Fabaceae. Bases 1 to 777 code for a protein of 258 amino acids.
AUGGAAAGAAUGAGGUUUAAUGAAAAAUGGCGAGGUUGGAUUUCUGAAUGUUUACGGACAACUUCGAUAUCAAUAUUGGUAAAUGGGAGUCCUACAAAAACAUUUCAGAUGGAAAGAGGUUUGAGGCAAGGGGAUCCUCUAUCUCCUUUCCUCUUUUUGCUGGCAACAGAAGGAUUUCAUGUGAUGAUGGUUAAAAGCAUACAACUGAAGCUCUUUGACGAGUACAAGGUUGGAAAAGAUGAGGUGAAGGUGUCGCACAUCCAAUACGCCGAUGAUACUAUAAUUGUGGGAAAAAAGAGUUGGAAGAACAUUUGGGCGAUCAAAGCAAACCUCCAACUUUUUGAGCUGAUUUCUAGGCUUAAAGUGAAUUUCCAUAAGAGCUCAUUGAUUAGAGUAUAUAUUCAUCGUGCGUGGUUGGAAGAAGCCGAUGAGAGAUGGAGAUUUUUAAAUGAGAAGAGUUCGCUGUGGGUUAGAAUCUUAGAGUCUAAGUAUGGGGGGUUUGGUCAAGAAGCGGGUAGGGUAGACAGACUAAAGUCGUUAUGGUGGAGAGAUCUUCAAUCCGUUGAUAUUGGGGAGGACGGUUUCAAAGGUCAGUGGUUUGAGGAAAAUGUCGCUAUUGGAGAUGGAGCGCAUACAAGGUUUUUGGGUGAUCCUUGGGUUGAAGUGAGAAUUUUGAAGAAAGUAUAUCCGGAGUUGUAUAGGUUAGCUCUAGACAAAAAAGUUUCAGUUAGAGAAUUGUUUAGGAGGGAGGGAGAGGAGUGUGUGUGGAUAGAUUGA